CGACGGGAGCUGUGCUGCCGCAAGCGUGAAGUGUGUCACAGGUGCGCAGUUGAUCUUCCACGGGACGAACUUCAACCCUCUUCAGCCCUCGUACAACGAUGUGGUGGUGGGUGACGAUGUGGCCGCCAACCCUAUUCUGUGCAGGCUGACCGCCGCCACGGAGACGGAGCUUACCUGCGUCCUCAGCAUCCCGCGGGACAAGGAGCACGGCACGUACCCGAUCAGGGUCCGUAUCCGUGCGUCGGGGACGGAGUGGGGCGCAGCGCAAGGCGCCGGAUUUCUUGUGCUGGGGGCUGGGGAGCAUGUCCCUGGGUGGAAGCCCAACGAUGUGCCGCAGCCCGUGCCUGUGAAUGAUGAAAAAAAGAGCAACACCGCCCUCGUCGUCGGGCUUGUCCUUGGCUCCAUCAUCCUUGUGCUGCUCUUGGCUAUCGCCUGCUUGUAUUUCCGUCCUUUUCACAAGUGCAGGAAAUAUGAUGAGUGUGAAGUAACCUACACCUCUCCUUAG
Molecule: messenger RNA, 505 nt
Organism: Trypanosoma conorhini
Lineage: Eukaryota; Euglenozoa; Kinetoplastea; Trypanosomatida; Trypanosomatidae
Exons: 1
Source: RefSeq, a predicted model, not a curated record